AUGUUUGGAUCUUCCAGUACUGUUGAAAUUGAUAGUCAAGAAGUGAUGGAUCGAAUGGAGAAUGUUCUCAGGGAUAUCUCCAAGCAACCACAACCAAUCGGUCAUGGAAAACUGAGUGAAUUUCUCGAUCGAGAUGAUGAUGCCGACUCCGAAUUGAAGAAGGCUAUUUCAUUGCAGUACGGAAAUUGUUGCGAUUUGGCCAAGAGAUGGAUGUAUGGUGACCAACAACAAAACAAGAAGAUGAUGAAGAAGAAGGACUAUCACGACAUGACCAUCAGUGCUCCUCAACAACUGGAUACUCAUCUUCUCUUGUUAUUGGAUGAUAAUCUCAAAUAUGACAUUGUGGAAUUCAUUCCGACCUAUUCUCGUUGGCCCUCUCUCAAACAAAAUGAUCAAUUCAUGGACGAGAUGGAUAUUCCCUAUGAUUACAAGAAGAAUGAUGAUGAAGAUCAGCAAAGAGUCAUCUCUCUGCAACGAGAAGAGCAUGUUGAGUAUGCUCGUAGGGAUCAACCUAUUGUUACCUAUCACAAGAUGAGAUUGGUGAGUAAGGUUUUCAACAAUCGUAUGAUGAGAAGUAUCUUGCAAGUGAAGGAAAUUAUUCUGAACAGUUCUGAAUAUGAAACAGACGUGUGGGAUUAUUUCCUGACCUUUCUCAGAAAGCAGAGAUUAUUCAAAGAAGGGAAUGGAAAGCUUCUUCCAACCUCGGAUGGAAUUUACUUGUAUAGGGAUGGUGUGGAAGAAUUGAGAAGUUUAAGCACCAAAAAGUCAUCAGAAGCUAAACAAUCAAGUUCCCUCUUUAAGUCGACGGGAAUCAGCAUGUUGGGUGGUGGCUCGACCACUACUGGAACUCCUUCAUUCUUUUCAUCCACAAACACGAGUGGUAGCAGUCUCUUUGGUAACUUUGGUAGUAGUUCUUUGGAUGACGAGUCUUCGAGCUCUGCAGUUGAGUCAACCGAUGUUGCUCAGAAGAGUGAAUCUGGAGAGUCGAUCACAACAACUCUUGCCUCUACUGACAUCUUUUCAGAAAGUCUUGAAACUCUCCAGAGUCACAAGGGAAUUCGUCAGAAACGUUCCGCCAAAAACACUUCUGUGUUUAAUUUCGCACCACCAACCGAAAAUUAUACUAAUGCCUAUCCAAUUUCUCAAUUCAAAUUAUCUCUUCAUCGUGACAUUUAUAAUCACCUUCUUGUCGAAGAGUUUAUUGGAGAAAACACUACCAUUGAAAGGUUGGUGUUGCUGCACUCAAUUUCACCUUUGUUUCUUGAAGCCAUCCUUAAUCAGUUAAAGAAACUCAAAAAAUUGGAUCUAUUGAGCGCUUGUAAAUUCCCAGAAUCUCUUUCCCAUCAAUCUCUUGAGGAAAUUACGACCAUGAGGGAGACUGCUAUCACGAGUGAGCAAUGCAUUCAGUUACCAAAUCUAAAAAAGAUCAUCAAACUCAAGAGCUUUGAGGUCUUUACCUUUAGUUCAGCAAUGCCAACUGGUCUCCAGCAUAUCACAGAGGAACGACAGCCAUGGCAAAUCAUUGAAUACUUGGAAGAAUUUCAUCCUUCGUUGAGAAUGAUACUCAUUGAAAAUUUCUUCAGAUGUGAUCCGCUAAGCAACAAUUCUUCAUUCAGUUUUUCUUCACACUAUUCGUUAGUUCGUGGACUUUUCCAAACACCAAUCGCGAAUAUAGAACGUGCUAAAGAGAUUCUGGAUUACAUCAUUAAGACACACAAUUUCCCAUGUGAAAGUAUAAUGAUCACACAUUUAGAACCACAUACCGACACCUGCCAGUGCUUGUUGCAAUAUUUUAUUUAUUUAUGCAAUGAGUAUCAAAAUGGAAGAUUAAUGAACAUUAGUAGUACCAUAUCUCAGUCGGGUGCCAAGAUUGUAAUGAUAGCCAUUGAUUUUGGUUGGCAUUUUUGGAAACAACACAUGGAGCUUCCUUUCUUUGUUUGUGGAGAUAAAAAGACGAAUACCUUGCUGAAUAAGGUUUUAGAGCUCAUUCAUUCUAAAAUUGAUGAAGAAAUUCUCAAGUCAAUAUUCAAUGCUUAUUUGCUUGGUUCCAAACUUUCGGAUCUAGAGAGCAUUAUUUCCUUCUUUUUACUUCACAAUAUUGAGCUCUUAACAAAAACCGUGAUUAGAAGUGUAAAAUGUACCUUGUCGUUUAGUCAGGACAAUAUUUGCAAAAUUCCACUGAUUGGGCUUUUAUUUGUUCGUUGUAAUCCAUAUGGAGGAUUAUUAUUGGAAAGCAUCAUUGAUCACAUGUCGAUUGAGGAUUUUGAAAGUGUGCGAGUGGAAGAAAAGGGUGACAAUAUUUUGCAUCUUUAUCUCAAGUCUAUGACCUCUCUUGAAGGAGCGCUAGUGAAUGUUGUGUUUUUAUUGAAAUUGCUUCGAAAGUCAAGAAAAUUAGCCACAAUUCCAAACAAUGAAAAGUUGACACCUCUGCAAAUUUGUCAAAAAAUUGAGAAUGAAUAUUUUCAGGCAAUUCUUACAAGAGAAUUCUUGUCGAAUUGA
This is a messenger RNA of Naegleria fowleri, 2499 nucleotides long. RefSeq lists its product as uncharacterized. Lineage: Eukaryota; Heterolobosea; Eutetramitea; Acrasida; Naegleriidae. The record is from RefSeq and is a predicted model, not a curated record. The transcript has a single exon. The coding region runs from base 1 to 2499 and encodes 832 amino acids.